This is a messenger RNA of Eleginops maclovinus (Patagonian blennie), 508 nucleotides long. RefSeq names its product artemin. NCBI's taxonomy places the organism in Eukaryota, Metazoa, Chordata, Actinopteri, Perciformes, Eleginopidae. Gene Ontology annotation, molecular function: growth factor activity; receptor tyrosine kinase binding; glial cell-derived neurotrophic factor receptor binding. The coding region runs from base 104 to 508 and encodes 134 amino acids. The record is from RefSeq and is a predicted model, not a curated record. The transcript is spliced from 2 exons.
GUCCCUGUUGAAGCUGCUUGUGGUUCUGUUUUGCGUCCAGAGGGGCGAGGGCCACUUUCUGCCGUCGCUGAUUGAUCAGAAACAAGAAACAGCAUCUUCAAACAUGUCCCCGAAUCAAGACAACAGAGAAGCAGAAGCUUCUGGAGUUGGUCCAUCCCCCGCUCCCAUCAUCCCGGCCCGGUCCCGCCGCUCCGCCCUGGACUCGCAGUGCGGCCUGCGCUCCAUCCUGCUGCAGGUCCGGCACCUGGGCCUGGGCUACGACUCGGACGAGACUGUCCUCUUCAAGUACUGCAGCGGGACGUGCCCCCACGCUCGCUCCAACCACGAUCUGACGCUCACCAACCUGCUGCAGAGCGGCGUGCUGCCUCAGCCGGCGCCCGGCGAGCUGAGGCACAACGCGCCCUGCUGCCGGCCGACCCACCACGAGGACAUGGCCUUCCUCGACAACUCGCACCGCUGGCACAAGGUGGAGAAGCUGUCGGCCGCCGGCUGCAGCUGCGUGGGCUGA